CUUGAGUUCCACUGAGAUAGGCAAGCUUUAUGUGGCAGCAUCGUGCUUCAUGAGAACAUUAGAGGAUGCUAUUAUAAGCGAAACACAGCUGUUGAUAGACAAUAUUACUAAGUUGAAUCAAUUGGUCACUUCCACCAAUGACACAGAGAUCAUUCACUUGAUUGACAAACUGCGACGUGUGGAAAAGAAGAUGUCACUUGUCUUCUUGUUUUUCAAAGCAUCCAUGUAUUCGAAUAAUAUCCGCCAACUAGAAGAAUCGUAUCCCGGAAAAGUCGACGAAACAAGUGGCACCAAUCGACCGGUGUUCCGAUAGAUUCCUUGUCGAUGCUCCAAUAAGGCAGUUCUCCGAUCUCACUAACUUGCUUACUUUGUUCGUCUAUCUAUCUAUCUAUCUUUUACUACCCUAUAUCAUUCUCCCCGCUCCCCCCUAGUCCAAUGCUAUGCCUCACUGAUUAAACACACCAUUGGUUGUUGAAGCCUUCCUAUUUUACUUUCAUGUAGUCUGUGAAAGACGUUUGCUGUGGUUGUCUAUCUAUUGGCAAGGUAGUAGUCAUCAAACAGUUCGUUGCACAAUAAAAAGAACAUGCUAGGUGCCGAAUGUAACAAAAAUGAUCAAUACCGUAACCCAGGACGACCUCUGAUGCUUAAAAUCCAAUCACCUGUAUG
This is a messenger RNA of Radiomyces spectabilis, 666 nucleotides long. RefSeq lists its product as uncharacterized. Gene Ontology annotation, cellular component: DASH complex; mitotic spindle. The transcript has 2 exons. NCBI's taxonomy places the organism in Eukaryota, Fungi, Mucoromycota, Mucoromycetes, Mucorales, Radiomycetaceae. The record is from RefSeq and is a predicted model, not a curated record. The coding region runs from base 50 to 313 and encodes 87 amino acids. Gene Ontology annotation, biological process: attachment of spindle microtubules to kinetochore.